Molecule: messenger RNA, 518 nt
Organism: Solanum dulcamara
Lineage: Eukaryota; Viridiplantae; Streptophyta; Magnoliopsida; Solanales; Solanaceae
Product: V-type proton ATPase subunit e1
Exons: 4
Coding region: 131-343 (70 amino acids)
Biological process (GO): proton transmembrane transport
Cellular component (GO): proton-transporting V-type ATPase, V0 domain
Molecular function (GO): proton-transporting ATPase activity, rotational mechanism
Source: RefSeq, a predicted model, not a curated record
UCAAGCAACUGUUGUUAACAAAAAUUCAACACAAAUUAUUAUUUUUUCCAGAUUUCGUUACGAUCCAAUCUCAAAUCUCAAUAAUCUACACAAAACAGAUUUGCAUUUUGCAUUGUGAGAUCGGACGAAAAUGGGGUUUUUGGUGACAACGCUAAUUUUCGUGGUAGUGGGUGUUAUUGCGUCUCUAUGUGCCAGAAUUUGCUGCAACAGAGGGCCUUCUACUAAUCUAUUACACAUGACAUUGAUCAUCACCGCUACAGUAUGCUGUUGGAUGAUGUGGGCAAUCGUGUACCUUGCGCAGUUGAAACCACUCAUCGUUCCAGUUUUGAGUGAAGGAGAAUAAAAUGCUCUCGGAAGCUCUCUUCGUGUAUUCUUUUGUGGAUUAUUUGAGUGAAAGGAAAACACUUAUGGCAUGGUGAAGUCACAUUUGUAACACUAUUUAUGUACUGGACAUUGAUGCAAGACAAAUUUGAUUUCAUUUUUUUUGUAUAAUGUUCACAACUUAUUUUCUAGUUCUA